Molecule: messenger RNA, 3823 nt
Organism: Patella vulgata (common limpet)
Lineage: Eukaryota; Metazoa; Mollusca; Gastropoda; Patellidae
Product: beta-mannosidase
Exons: 17
Coding region: 553-3309 (918 amino acids)
Biological process (GO): glycoprotein catabolic process; carbohydrate metabolic process
Molecular function (GO): beta-mannosidase activity
Source: RefSeq, a predicted model, not a curated record
AAUGAAAAUUAACAUGAAACCAAAAUUAACAUUAAAAUCAAUGGACAAAUUAAAUGUGGUCUGCAUCCAUAACUAUACCGGAUCUAAAUCCAUUAUAAAGUAAAAGUAGGAAUGGAAUAACAUAAAUAUUCAGGUUUGCAGUCCGAACAGUACAUUAUUCACAAUGCAGUGUAUUGUUAUUCUUUCUAGAGCAGACGAUAUUAAUUUUCAUUUAUCGGGGAUCGAAGUUCAAAAACCGUAGCUAAAACUAGUAAAAGUAUAGUAGGAUCAUUACAUCUUUGCAUAGCACCAAUUUCCUUACACGUAGUUAAGUAGGCUACAGCCUACUAUAUAUAAUAGGUUCGACGCUUUAGACUUAGUUCUGUUCUUAUACGGGAAAAAUAAUAGACACGGAUACUGACCCGUUCUUUGCUGUUACUCUUAUCAUAAACCGUAAAAACAAUAAGAAUGUAUAUAAACUCGCAAAUCACGUGAUUCAUUGAACACAUAUACCUAAAGUAGGACAUCACUUUUCAUCAUUGCAAGAGCUAAGCUUAUAUCCAACAAAUCAAUAUGCGGAUGUUAUUAUUGUAUGUUUUCUGCUUGUGUCUACUUGGAGUUGAAUGUAACACAUUCCUGAAUUUAAAUGGAGAAUGGCGGAUUUCAAAUACAGAUAAAAAAUAUAAUAUAAGUGGUGAUGUACCUGGAGGUAUUUAUACAGCUUUGAUCAAGAAUAAUAUAAUAGGGGAUCCAUUUUAUAGAGAUAAUGAUAUAAAAUAUAGAUGGAUAGCUUGGGAAAAUUGGACUUAUUCCAGAAAUAUUUACAUUGAACAUGAUGUUUUGGAAGAAGAAAGGGUGGUCUUGGUUGCUGAAGGACUGGAUACAGUUUCUACAAUAUAUAUGAAUGGACAAGCAGUCGUAAGGACAGAUAAUAUGUUUGUUACUUACACAAUAGAUGUUACAAAUAUCAUACAAAAGCAAGGUUUCUAUUCUAUAGAUAUCGCCUUCCAAUCUGCAUUGAAUGCUGCUAACAACUUAGCUAAUAAAUCCUACAUACCAAGUCAUUCCACGCCGUCCUACAACGGUUUUCCGAAUGUUAAUUUUCUUAGAAAGAUGCAGUAUUCCUUUUCAUGGGAUUGGGGUCCAGCAUUUCCAAGCCAGGGCAUUUGGAAGAAUAUUUAUAUACAAAUAAUCAAAACACCAAUUAUACAAAAUAUAUCUGUUUUACCACAUAAAGUUAAUGGUAAUUGGUCUGUUGACGUUGAAGUGAAUUUUGAAACUAGCGAUGGUAAAGUAGAUGGUAUAAUAGAAUUUUUAGUACAGGAUUUAAAAUUAUUAAAAAAACAGAUUUCAGGUUUAUCUGUUACUAAUAAAGUUAUAAAACAUACAGUAGAUAUACCACCGAAUUUCCCUCUGGAUGUGUGGUGGCCAAAUGGAUAUGGAAACCAAACUCUCUACAAUCUAACUGUAAUAUUUUUGUGUCAAAAUACAUCAGGGAUAUCAGUUAAGUCUAGAAGAUUUGGAUUUAGAACUGUAGAGUUAGUAGAAGAUCCCGUGUCUAAUAAUGCUAGCCAUGGAUUAACAUUUUACUACAAGAUUAACGAUGUUCCUAUAUUCCUGAAAGGCAGUAACUGGAUACCAUCAGAUAUGUUUUUAGAGAGAAUAACACCAGAAAGGACUCGACGAUUUCUGCAAUCAGCUGUCGAAGUUCACGUCAAUGCUAUGAGAAUGAAUGGAGUAGGGAUUUAUGAAGAAGAUUAUUUCUAUGAUUUAACAGAUGAACUUGGUAUAAUGAUAAUACAAGAUUUUAUGUUCAGUGAUGCCGUGUAUCCUGUAACCAACGUAUUUCUUAAUUCAGUUAAAACAGAAAUUACACAACAGAUGAAACGAUUAAAACACCGCCCAUCAAUUAUCGCAUGGGCACUAAAUAACGAGAAUGAAGAACUAAUCAAAUUGAAUUGGUUUCAAUUGAAAAAUAUAUCUCGAUUUGAGAAAGACUAUGUUACAUUAUAUAUUGAUACCGUACGACCUAUUAUGUUAGCUGAAGAUGACACAAGACCAUGGAUACCAUCUAGUCCAAGUAAUGGUGUCAGUGUAGAAAAAGACCAAGGCUGGUUUGCCAAUAAUUCAGCUUUAGAGACAGUUGGGGAUAUCCAUUUCUAUGACUAUACAUCUGAUCUGUGGAAUGUAAGUAAUUUUCCAACACCAAGAUUUGCAGCUGAAUUUGGAUUACAGUCUUGGUGUAAUUUUGAAACAAUUGAACCUGUUUUUGAGGAUAGUGAUUUUGAUUAUUGGUCUAACAUGUCUUUUCACCGACAACACCACCCACUAGGUAAUUUGGAGUUGAUUAUGGAAGCUGUUGUACACAUGAAACUUCCCAAUUCAACUGAUGUAAAACAACGAUUUAAAGAUUUGAUAUACGUCACACAGAUUAACCAGGCUAUGGGUAUUAGAACUGAAGUAGAACAUUAUAGAAGAUAUCAGAAUGAACUCAACAAGGAUGGUAAAGGUAUAACUAUGGGAGCCCUGUAUUGGCAACUUGUGGAUGUCUGGCAAGCUCCUACUUGGUCUUCCAUAGAUUACGACAUUAACUGGAAAAUGCUUCAUUAUUAUGCAAGACAUUUUUUAAGUCCAAAAUUGAUAUCUCCUUAUCUCGAUGGAGAUAUUCUCAAUAUUUUUAUGGUGACUGAUGAAGUACCUUCGAUUGAAGAGAGACACCCUGAAACCCAGCAGUUAUAUUUUAAACAAAUGAAGUCAUCAGAUAUAUACCAAAAAUUUCCUCUGCACCAAUAUGUAGACAUAAUGAAUAAAAUGAAAGAGACUAUAUUUGGAACUGUUAUAAUGGAGAUGUAUAAUUGGUCGAGUUUCACACCAAUCAAAACAUGGAAUAUCCCCUACCAGUUAGAUAAGACGUCGGGUCUAAUAUUUAAGAAAGCUGUGGCUGAAGUUUUAAAUGAGGCUGCUUGUUUUGAUCAGAGAAAUUGUUUUCUAUAUUUCUACAUCAACGCUUAUAAAUCCCCACCAGUCAGUACGAGUUGGUUAACUUUAAACUAUUUUAUAGAAAGCCAAAGUUUUAUACCUAAAGCUAAAGUUGUAGUAACGGAUGUGACUGCACAAUCCCAAACACAAUUUACUGUAACCCUGGCAACAGAUAAUAUAGCACCAUUUGUGUGGGUCAACGCUUACAAAAUAUCAGGAAGAUUUUCUGAUAAUGGUUUUCUUAUGAAAGAUCCUUUGCUUUCGUUGACGUUUACCUCCUGGCAACCGGUAGACCUAGAUAUAUUCAAAAAAUCUUUAACUGUUAAAUCUUUUAUGGACAUUUAUUACUAAUUUUGUUAUUUAUUAAAUAUUUUCGUUUAGACAUUCCUCAAUUUACCUCAAAUAGGUGUAACUGGAUGUUUGUCAUUAUCUCCCGUUUGUAUUUUAGUACUUCAGUAUCUGAACUGUCUCAUCUGUUUCAUGGCCAAGUAAUCUCAUAAAUGAAAUAAGCAAAAGGAAAAUAUACGAAAUUAUAAGUAUACGGCUAUUACACUGCAGUUUAAUAAAAGGGAAUUGAACUGAGAUCUAACCUGAGCGCUGUAGAUCUCCAAUAAUCUCUCUCUCUCUCUCUCUCUCUCUCCCUAAUGAGUUGUUGGGACUAUUAUUCAACUAUUAAUGUUAAAUUAAUCUACAUUUCAUCCUAUAUGCAUUAUGCCACACAUGCAUUAUUUGGACAUUAUGCCACACAUGCAUUAUUAAUGGGCAGUAAAUUUAUUAUAAUUUUUUGAUGGUUGUAAAAUACUAUUCAUUUUGUGUUGUUGAUAACGACUUUAUAUUAGAGAAGAUGAAGGUAAUAAAGAUGUAA